Molecule: messenger RNA, 3635 nt
Organism: Myodes glareolus (Bank vole)
Lineage: Eukaryota; Metazoa; Chordata; Mammalia; Rodentia; Cricetidae
Source: RefSeq, a predicted model, not a curated record
AUGGUGCAGCGCAUGUGGGCCGAGGCGGCCGGGCCCGUAGGGGGCGGCGAGUCGUUGUUUCCUGGCUCCCGGCGCAGCCGCAGCGUGUGGGACGCUGUGCGUCUAGAGGUGGGCGUCCCGGACAGCUGUCCCGUGGUGUUGCACAGCUUCACUCAGCUAGACCCGGAUCUACCGCGCCUGGAGAGCUCUACGCAGGAGAUUGGGGAGGAGCUGAUCAACGGGGUCAUCUACUCCAUCUCCCUGCGCAAGGUUCAGCUACACCAGGGAGCCACCAAAGGCCAGCGCUGGCUAGGGUGUGAGAAUGAGUCGGCCCUGAACCUCUACGAGACCUGCAAGGUGCGCACGGUGAAGGCUGGCACUCUGGAGAAGCUGGUGGAGCACCUGGUGCCUGCCUUCCAGGGCAGUGACCUUUCCUAUGUCACCGUCUUCCUGUGCACCUACAGAGCCUUCACCACCACUCAGCAGGUGCUGGACCUGCUGUUUAAGAGGUACGGUAGAUGUGACGCCCUCACGGCCUCCUCUAGAUAUGGCUGCAUCCUCCCGUACUCCAGUGAGGAUGGUGGACCGCAGGACCAACUCAAAAAUGCCAUCUCCUCCAUUCUGGGCACCUGGCUGGACCAAUACUCAGAGGAUUUCUGUCAACCUCCGGACUUUCCCUGCCUCAAGCAGCUGGUGGCUUAUGUGCAGCUCAACAUGCCGGGCUCAGACCUGGAGCGCCGUGCUCACCUUCUUCUGGCCCAGCUGGAGGACCUGGAGCCCAGCGAGGCUGAGCCUGAGGCCCUGUCCCCAGCUCCAGUGCUGUCUCUGAAACCAGCUUCACAGCUUGAGCCAGCUCCAACACUGCUUCUGGCAUCCAGCCAGGAUUUGGCGCCAGAGCCAGCGCCAGAGCCAGAGCCAGUACCAGCUUCUGAGCCAGAUCCAUCCCUAGGACCAGCACUGGCAUCCAGACCUGUGGUGGCACCAGCUUCUGAGCCAGAUCCAUCCCUAGGACCAGCACUGGCAUCCAGACCUGUGGUGGCACCAGCUUCUGAGCUGGAGCCAGUGGUAGUGCCACCGCUAGAGCCUGAGCUGUCCCUCGCACCUGCUCUGGAGCUGCAGCCGGCUCUCUCACAGGCCCUGGAGCUGGAGCCAGCUGCUGUGCCUGCUCCUGCACUACAGCCUUCCUGGUCUUUGCCUGGAGCCACAGAGAAUGGACUAGAUGAGAAGCCGCACCUCCUGCACUUCCCUCCAGAUCUAGUGGCUGAGCAGUUUACACUGAUGGACGCUGAACUGUUCAAGAGAGUGGUGCCCUACCACUGCCUGGGCUCCAUCUGGUCACAGCGGGACAAGAAGGGCAAGGAGCACCUCGCACCGACCGUCCGUGCCACUGUCGCCCAAUUCAACAACGUGGCCAACUGUGUCAUUACUACCUGCCUUGGCGACCAGAGCAUGAAGGCCCCAGACAGGGCCCGGGUGGUGGAACACUGGAUCGAGGUGGCCAGGGAAUGCAGAGCGCUCAAGAACUUCUCCUCCCUCUACGCCAUCCUCUCUGCUCUACAGAGCAAUGCCAUCCACCGCCUAAAGAAGACAUGGGAAGAGGUCUCCAGGGACAGUUUUCGAGUGUUCCAGAAGCUGUCGGAGAUUUUCUCUGAUGAGAACAACUACUCCCUGAGCAGAGAGCUGCUCAUCAAGGAGGGAACCUCCAAGUUUGCCACGCUGGAAAUGAACCCUAGGAGAGCCCAGAGGCGGCAGAAGGAGACAGGUGUCAUCCAGGGCACUGUCCCCUACCUGGGCACAUUCCUCACUGACCUGGUGAUGCUGGACACUGCCAUGAAGGACUAUCUGUAUGGGAGACUCAUCAACUUCGAAAAGAGAAGGAAGGAGUUCGAAGUGAUCGCCCAGAUCAAGCUGCUGCAGUCCGCCUGCAACAAUUACAGCAUUGCUCCUGAGGAGCACUUCGGAGCCUGGUUCCGAGCCAUGGAACGGCUCAGUGAGGCUGAGAGCUACAACCUUUCGUGUGAGCUGGAGCCUCCGUCCGAGUCAGCCAGCAACACCCUCAGGAGCAAGAAAAGCACAGCCAUUGUCAAGCGCUGGAGCGACCGCCAGGCUCCCAGCACCGAGCUUAGUACCAGUAGCAGUGCCCACUCCAAGUCCUGUGACCAGCUCCGGUGCGGCCCCUACCUCGGCAGUGGGGACAUCACUGAUGCCCUCAGCGUGCACUCAGCUGGUUCUUCCAGCUCUGACGUGGAGGAAAUCAACAUGAGCUUUGUCCCAGAGUCUCCUGAUGGCCAGGAAAAGAAGUUCUGGGAGUCAGCCUCCCAGUCGUCCCCAGAGACCUCUGGCAUCAGCUCAGCCUCCAGCAGCACGUCCUCUUCAUCAGCCUCCACCACACCCGUGUCUACCACACGCACCCACAAGCGCUCCGUCUCAGGGGUCUGCAGCUACAGCUCCUCACUGCCACUCUAUAACCAGCAGGUGGGCGACUGCUGCAUCAUCCGGGUCAGCCUGGAUGUGGACAACGGCAACAUGUACAAGAGCAUCCUGGUGACCAGCCAGGAUAAGGCCCCGACUGUCAUCCGAAAAGCCAUGGACAAACACAACCUGGAUGAGGAUGAGCCAGAGGACUAUGAGCUAGUGCAGAUCAUCUCAGAAGACCACAAGCUGAAGAUUCCAGAAAACGCCAACGUGUUCUAUGCCAUGAACUCUACUGCCAACUAUGACUUUAUCCUUAAGAAGCGGACCUUCACCAAGGGGACUAAUAAGGUCAAGCAUGGAGCCAGCUCCACCCUCCCUCGCAUGAAGCAGAAAGGACUCAAGAUUGCCAAAGGCAUCUUCUAAGGACGUCUCCCAGGGUCUGGCUGGCUGAGGACUAAGCACUUAUAGACUAGAGUGGCCCAGGCCACACAGGUACCUCUGCCUACCUGCUAGCCCAGGCUACCCCCAGACUCCAAUUUCACCCUAAACCUCUCCUGCUGCCGGGAUUGACACCUGCCAGGUCACUGACAGGCUGACCUGGCCUCCGGGGAUCACUCGCCGCCUUAGGUGCCUUCUGCUCUCUGGAACCAGAGGACUAGCUGACUUUUGCCAAGGAGUGCUGCCAACUGGGCAUGGUACCUUGCCUGCCCUGGACACUACCCUCCACAAUUUCCUGACACCUCCCCAGGUGCAAAUCACUGCCACCCAUGCCCCCGGAUGCCCCAGGGCACCCACACACCCAGCAGGGCUGACCACUGCGUUCUCUCCUUGUGCCCACAGGCACUGGCCUGGGACCUUCAUGGAAGUCCUGGCCUUUCCUCCCACACUCUAGCCUUUCUCAGGCUGCACCAAAGAUUCCACCUUCAGGGCCUACAAAGCAAGGGAGUCUCGCCCACCACGAGCCCCAGCCCUCCCUUGGAUCAGAGAGAGAAGCCCUGUCAUGGACCACCCGGUUGGUAUCGAAUCCCAUACCACUGAACGUGCCAUGUAGCAUCACUACAGCCUGGGUCAUACAAGACUACAUGAAAUGGGAGGCUGCGGGGAGGGAAAGACGACUGAAUAUUUGUAUAAAAAGGAAUAAAAGUUUACUGAUUGGGGUGGGGCAAUAUUUAUUUGUUGUAAAUAGAAAAUGCUAGACUUGAAUAUUAUAUUAAAAUCCCGUUUCUACUAUGACGUGGUCA